CAAAGAGCAGCUAUGAAUCACAGAAAAGGAACAUCUAAGCUGAGUUUGCCUACUGGAUCAACAAUCAUGUUCUCAUCAAGAUCAAUAAUCAUGUUUCUUCUCUUUUUCUCAAGUCUCCUCACCCUCUCUUCUUGCCUUUCUCGUCAGUAUUAUUUUGUGAAUGUGAAUAAAAACUGGAGUGAGGCACAGGCGAUCUGCAGACAGAGCUACACUGACCUGGCCACUAUUGAGAAUGAUAAUGACCAAAGUAGUGUCAUUGCUGCUGCAAAUGGCAACUUUAAUUCUCAAAUCUGGAUCGGGCAGUAUGAGGAUCUGCAGAACAGCUGGAGAUGGUAUUUGGAUGAUGAUACUUUCUAUGGGGUGGGAGAGAGGAAUUACAGGAACUGGGACUCAAAUGCACCAGAUAAUAACGGAGGAAAAGAAAUGUGUACACAAAUGGUGACUAAUGGAUUUUGGAAUGAUGUGAAUUGUAACCUUCUAGCAAAAUUCAUUUGUUACAAUGGGUACACCAACAGUAAUAUUAUGAUCAGUCUGACUAUGAACGCCUCUGAUGCUCGUCAGUACUGCAGACAGUAUCACACAGACGUGGCCAGCAUCAGGAACGCAAUAGAGAAUCAACAGAUUCUUACCUUAACAGCAGGACAAGCAGUUUGGAUUGGCCUUUACAGAACUAGACUAUGGUCAGACCAGAGCAACUCCACUUAUGAGAACUGGCUAACUGGAGAACCAAAUAAUCUUGGAGGAACUGAACACUGCACCACCGUGUGGAUGUAUUUUUCUGGUCAAUGGAAUGAUUCUCCUUGUAAUUUUGCAUACCCCUUCAUCUGCUACAAAUUCACAGCCCCAACUUCCACCACUUCAACACCAUCCACACCUUUCACCACAGAAACACUGACCACCACGUCCACUACAGUAACACCAGCUAUAACCUACAUUACAGGUUAG
This is a messenger RNA of Pygocentrus nattereri (red-bellied piranha), 945 nucleotides long. RefSeq names its product C-type mannose receptor 2-like. The record is from RefSeq and is a predicted model, not a curated record. The transcript has 9 exons. NCBI's taxonomy places the organism in Eukaryota, Metazoa, Chordata, Actinopteri, Characiformes, Serrasalmidae. Bases 13 to 945 code for a protein of 310 amino acids.